AUGAAUAAAACUGAUAAACUUCUAGUCAAUAUGGUCAGGAAUAGCUUGAAUUCUAAACAUAUUAUUAGACAUACGAACGUUAACAAUAAUAUUCGUUCAAAUUUGUUCCAUAUCAGAAAUUUACCUGAAAAUCUUAGACAUGGUAUACAACUCUACAAAUUUGCCGUUAGAAAAGUAGAUAAUAAGCUGGCGAGCACAAAUGAAUCCUGGUUGACCGAUUAUAGACACUAUCGAGAGUUAAAUGAGAUGGAAUUCCAUGGAAGCGGGAAGUUGACAAAUUAUAUUGAUACUUAUUUGGAACGCACCAAAGAAUCCUAUGUGAGACAAAAUGAAGAUUCUACGGUGGAAUUAAAUGAGAAAUUGAAAGUACUGACUAACAAGUAUCCUUCUUUUGAUUUUUCUCAAAUUAAAAAGAAGAGAUCACAUGAAAGAACUGGUGAUGAAGUACAGUUUUAUUCUGAUUAUAAAACCAUCACCGAUAAUCAUGUCCCUAUUAUACGUACUUUGCCCGGUACCAGAAAUUUUGAUUAUCUGGCAAGAGCUAUACGAUUAAUUUCAUCAAAUCAAACUAUUCUCUUCUCAUUCGAUAUUGAGGCAUUCGAGAGAGAUAACAAUGUCGUUACAGAGAUCGGUAUUUCAAUCUAUGACCCAAGAGAAAAUCAAGUGAAUUUUACAGGUGUAAAUGUGUUAAAAAACUACCAUUUAAUAGUAUCAGAAUCUUUAUCCCUCAGAAAUAGAAGAUGGGUUUGUGAUUUGAAAGAUUGUUACCUUUUGAACGAAAGUUUUGUUAUGAAUUUAAACCAAUGUAUUGAAUUUGUACAAUCUUUAAUUAAUUAUUAUAUGAUCCCAGGAGAGAAUGAUACAUGGAAAAGAGCAUUAGUGGGCCAUAACAUUGACGGUGACAUUAAAUGGUUGCGUGAUCUUGGUGUCAAAAUGCCUCAGACUGAACUGGGGACAGAACUUUCGCAAGAUACUAAAGAUGUUAUGAUUAUGGAUACUAUGAAAUUGUAUAAAUAUUGUUAUGGAGACAAAGGUUCGAGUUUAGGUAAAUUGUUGAGAUUGUUUCAAAUCCCACACGCUUUCCUACAUAAUGCAGGUAACGACGCAUACUACACUUUAAACUUACUGCUCUACAUGACUAACAUAAACUUCCGACAACAGUUUGGUUUAGACAACUUCAAAUCAAUUAAUGAAAAGAUCAUUUACAAUCUUAACAGGAAAAACGAGCCAAAGAUUCUACCGAUGUCAUAUUCAAUCGUAAACAGAAAUACUAAUAAUUCUAAAAAAGAUUUGAUACCGCAAACCGAGUUUGGAGGUUCCAAAUGGUUCCCUAAUGCCACAUCCGCUUUUGAAAGCACACAGCAUCAAGAGUCAUAA
This is a messenger RNA of Kazachstania africana CBS 2517, 1377 nucleotides long. RefSeq lists its product as uncharacterized. The record is from RefSeq and is a predicted model, not a curated record. Gene Ontology annotation, molecular function: nucleic acid binding. NCBI's taxonomy places the organism in Eukaryota, Fungi, Ascomycota, Saccharomycetes, Saccharomycetales, Saccharomycetaceae. Gene Ontology annotation, cellular component: nucleus. The coding region runs from base 1 to 1377 and encodes 458 amino acids. The transcript has a single exon.